AUGAAACCGGAUUCAAACAAAACUCUUUGGGGUUUAUUAGUGAUAUUUACUAGUGUGUUGACAAUUUUUGUGACAACUUAUGUUAGUGCUUAUACAAUAAAUACCUAUAAUCAUUCUGAAGGAGAUGCUUACAUCUCACCAAUAGGAUAUUUUACGCUUAUAGAUGGAAGUCAAUUGCUUCGAUUUUAUCGUCCACUUAACAAUGGAAAGUGUAAUGAACCAGAUUUACACAUAAGACUUCUACAUGUGAAUGGGACAAUGACACCUCUUGUUGUUCAAAACUUUUCGAUUCCAAAGUUUAAUUUUUGUCGAGUAGAUACGGAUGUAUUAUCAUCUGAUUAUAUCAUAGUAACCAAUCUUGGCAGGAAUAAUUUAUUUUACAUACUAUACUAUAAUAUAUCUGAUACCGACUAUAGUCUACCAUUUGGAAGAUUUAUUGCUGAAGUGGAUUUAGAUGGAAAUAUAUUAGGCAAAAAUUGGCUCGGUCACAAUAAUUACUAUAAUGGUAGUAUAGUUGGACGAUUAGGAAAAUUUAAAUUUAUUUUUGAUUCGUCCGAUACAUUUUAUUAUAUGAAAUUAGCUGAUAUUCAUGAUCCUGAUACUUUGGAGUGGCAAAAGUUUAAAAUAACUCCUACUGGAAGACUCCAAAAAGGAGAAAGUGGAUUAAUAUCUCGUAAAGAUUUAAAUCUUCAAUAUAAUAAUCCUAUAUAUUCAUUUUUAACGAUUGAUAGUGGACUUGGAUUUAAUGAAAAAAAAUUAACUGAACCAUUUAUUAUUUAUCAAACAUCCACUCCAAAUUUAUCUAUGAAUUUUGCAAUGUGUUCAGUAGAUGAUAAGUCGUCGGGCUGGUAG
This is a messenger RNA of Rhizophagus irregularis DAOM 181602=DAOM 197198, 852 nucleotides long. RefSeq lists its product as uncharacterized. Lineage: Eukaryota; Fungi; Glomeromycota; Glomeromycetes; Glomerales; Glomeraceae. The record is from RefSeq and is a predicted model, not a curated record.